UAUUCUUGAACCUUCUUCAGUUAAACAUGAAGUUAUUGUGGUUACUGUGGUUAUUUGUGGUUUUGCCAGCGAUUUCAGGACAAUCUGGCUUUGGAAGGUCGUAUCUAAAGAACUCACGAUUGUGUCACCAAUGGACCUGCAUCAACACCAAACUGGGUUUCCCGGAUUCCCUGCCCCUUAAAGAAGAAAGCGUGGCAGCAUUGCGAAGAGUGUUACCAGAAGGACCCUGGCAGGAUGUGGUGGACAAAGUUUUGGAUAACUGCUAUGGAAACAGGACUAGAAGGUUCACUAACACGUGCCCAGGACAGGCGCUUAUGCAUUGUGUGGUUGAUCAGAUGAUUGAUUCUUGUCCAGAAAGCAGUUUAAGAAAGGAAGAUGCUUGCUCCCCUGUUUCAUCUCUAGCUGGCUUAAAAUAUAUGUUUUCACAAAGCCGCUACGAUGAUUUGGAAAAGAAUUUGCCAAAAGAGCAUCGGCCAUCUUGGUUUUUGAAAAACUACUUCGACUCAAAAUGCUGCGAUCUACCCGUGAUAUUCAACACGACAGUGCUGGAGGAGUGUGGCUUUACCUCUUUCAUGAACUACGUUGAUCACGGCCCUUCGUCCCAAGGUGUGCAAGUGGUCCACUUUCAGGCAUCUACAAGCACUCCUGCGCCGACGUUAUCUGCUCCAACAACUGAAUCAAUUUACGAACGUAAGGCAACAAUCGCAAGUUGGACCCACAAACCUAUUCACGAUGAACUCUUUUCGCUGGAACUUACUAGUCCUCUGGACUGCUGCGAAAUGAACAAGUUCAUUGAUCCCUCUUCGCAAGCUGAAUGUGACUUCCACCUCAAUUGGGCAGGUCAGGAUAGGCUGGUCAUCUCCAGUUCGUCUCCUGUCACAGAAGCUCCUACUAGUACUACUACUGAGAAAACUGAUGCUGUAAAAGAUCUGAUGCUUGUUCCUCAUUCGUGCGAAAAAGAAACCUGCGUCUUCCAAAGACAAGGCAUCAUUGGGGAAUCAGGUGAAUUUGACAUUGAUGCCUACAUGAAGAUGCUACAUAACUUCACUAACGCCCAUCCAGCGUGGACGAAGGCUCAGGCUAGGGUGCUCACCAAAUGUCUGGUCAAACCAGUUGAUAGGAACUAUGGAGCUGAGUGUGAGAUCAACAAUGUUCUUGCUUGCACUUUUGAUGUACUGACUGAGAACUGCCCGUAUAAGAGGAAGUCAAAUGUUUGCAAACAUGGCAGUCAUGAUACCGGGUGCCAGAUUAGCUCCUCUAAAUAUAGACCUAAAAACCGUCGUGAGAUUUGUCUGCUACCUGAGUUGAUUCACCACGACCACCUCUCGGAAUGUGGACUGCAGUCUCUGUACAGAGUAGAGCACGUGCCUGCUCCACCUAAAAUUAGGAAGCAAGGAUGGUCUGCCUCUAAAUUCACAUGCACAGAAUCUAAAGCCCCAACCACCUGCAUGAUGAACAAAAUGGGCAUACUGAACAAGUACAAUUUCAUGGAUUACUUCAAGAUGAAGGACAGGAUCCGUCAGUUUACUCAGCAGACAGAAUGGGCGGCACUGCAGGAAAUCUAUAUGAGUGCGUUUAUUAAUACCCCGAUGUAUCAAGGACAUUGUAACUCUGAGAGGAAGCUGUUGAAUGUGGUGGAUGCUAUGCUUAUGACUUGUCCUAUCUCAAAGAGGAAAGACACGCCACAAUGCACCAAAUUGUUCUCAGACAUGAAAAACACAGCCCCAGUCGACAAGCAAAACGUAACACAGGAGAAAAUGGACGAAAUCAUGAAACAUUACCAUCACGUCUUCAUGCCGCCUCAACCAACCGCAAAACCCAACUUAGUCAUAAGGAAGAAACACGAAAAGACCUUAAAGACCCCAGUCUUCGAAUACGGUCUACUAAAUUCCAAAGAAGCUCCCCCAGUCAAAGUUAUUAGUGUCAAACCUGAGACAACAGUCAAAAGACCUUUGAUCCUUCAACCUGUGUAUUUACGUCCUAAUUAUGGACAUGUACCAAUGUUCGUGCCUCAGUAUGUUCGCCAAGGUACGUCGGUACAACGUCCCAAUGUGUCCCAAGUACCUGUGUACAAGCCUGUGGCUCAGGUUUUGUACCCACGACCCGUUACUUCCCAAAUAGUGUACCAGAGUCCUUUGAGUCAGUUCCCAGUGAGAGAUGGGGUUUUUCGAGGUAGUCCGUUUUGGCUUCAUGAGCAGAUUGCUAAGGCCCAUUUAAGUACCAGCACUCCAAGUCCUGAUUUCUCAGUGACCAUGCCUCAAGUGUAUGAGACUAGUCCCGAACCUAUAGCUACUGCUUUACCGCCAAAAAUUGAGAAGAAACUUCCGAUAGGAAUGUUGCCCCAUAAGUAGAAAUUGAAGGGAAAAAGAAAGAAAGGAAAAUGCAGGUAAGUCUUAGAACAUGCCUACAUAAGUUUAAUUGAACUAAGAUUAUUUUUUGUUGCGCUUACGCAAGCUUUAUGUAUUUAGUUGAAGUAAAAGUACAGACGUGAACAUAACGGCUAAAAUCAGUUUGAUAUAAGUCAUUAAAGGUAACCAAUUGAUGAUAUGACACAGUGGGAGUCAAGAUUGGGUUCAAUAAAAAACAAGUUUGAAGCAAUAUGAAAAAAAUAUUUAAUACAAUCAUAAUAUAUGUACUGUCUGAGUAACUAUUGUACUUAAAAUAUUUCUUAUUACACUAUCAUAGCUAUAAGUAAUUGUUUCAUUUAUAAUUUUCACCGAAAUCGUCAGUCUUAAUAAAUAAUUUUAAAGAAAUUGACCAGUGUUUUUUAUUUUAUAAUUU
Molecule: messenger RNA, 2781 nt
Organism: Helicoverpa zea (corn earworm)
Lineage: Eukaryota; Metazoa; Arthropoda; Insecta; Lepidoptera; Noctuidae
Exons: 14
Coding region: 27-2351 (774 amino acids)
Source: RefSeq, a predicted model, not a curated record